Molecule: messenger RNA, 873 nt
Organism: Rosa rugosa (rugosa rose)
Lineage: Eukaryota; Viridiplantae; Streptophyta; Magnoliopsida; Rosales; Rosaceae
Exons: 1
Coding region: 1-873 (290 amino acids)
Molecular function (GO): catalytic activity
Source: RefSeq, a predicted model, not a curated record
AUGGCUUACCGGAUCCUUGUAUGGAACUGCAAUGGGAUUGCUAAUUCGGUUACACGUCGGAAUCUGUUGGAUGUGGUUCGUAAGGAGCGGCCACGACUUAUUUUCUUGGCAGAGACGUUGUGUGAUAAGAAGCAAAUUGACACUUUGAAGAUUAAGAUAGGGUUUGAUCAUGCCCUUGUUAAAGAGAAAGGACAGUUUAGUCAAGGACUUGCGUUGUUAUGGAUGAAUGAAGUCCCAGUCCAUAUUCAUCAUUAUUCUGCACGACAUAUUGAUGCAUGGAUUGGAGCACCAGGAGAUCCGGACCGAUGGCGGUUCACUGGUAUCUAUGGAUACGCAUCUACAGCUCGCCGGAAUAUCACGUGGAAUCUCAUGAGACAUUUGCAUUCGGAAUCUGACCUUCCAUGGAUAAUUGUGGGCGAUUUUAAUGAACUUCUAUGCUCAAGGGAGAAGACUGGGGGGGCAUCCCGUAGGGUUUCACAGAUGAAUGAAUUUCGUGCAGCUGUUGCCGAUUGCUCUCUCAGAGAUAUGGGUUUCCGGGGUAGUCCUUUUACCUGGUGGGAUCACCAGACUAAGGAGCUCUUAGAUAGGAGCCUCUGGUCAGCUUCAUUGCAAGCUUUGUUUCCCUAUUCUCGUACCAUUCAUCUUCCACCAGGGGACUCAGAUCAUAUUCCACUUUUGGUGGAGUUAGGCAGAACACCGUUCUUGCAAAGGCAACAGGUGAAAAGAGGCUUCAGGUUUGAAGAGUUUUGGGCCAGACAUGGGGAUUGUGAUGCUAUUGUUACAAAAGGUUGGGCAACUCCGGUUACUGAUGAUCCCAUGAAACAGGUGUGUCUGAAGAUUAGUUCUCAGAUAUACAAGGAUGAAGACUGUUAA